Messenger RNA from Lactuca virosa, 1391 nucleotides. The record is from the annotation of a GenBank genome assembly. NCBI's taxonomy places the organism in Eukaryota, Viridiplantae, Streptophyta, Magnoliopsida, Asterales, Asteraceae.
AUGCGAAUGCUCUUCGGAUCAUCAGUGAUUCCAGUCUUCCCCAAGUUCACUCACACUUUCUCUCUCUACAUAUCAAAUCGAUCUCUCUCUGUAGCAGCUUACGCGACCAUGGCCACCGCCGCCGACUUUGUCAAAGGGAACGUCUUACCAAACGGUGUUGCUGUUAUCACCCUCGAUCGUCCAAAAAGCUCUCAACGCCAUGAAUCUAGAUAUGGAUUUAAGGCAGCUCAUCACGUGCUUUUUCAGCAGGAAUGGAUAUUAAGGGGGUUGUUGCUGAAAUCCAAAAAGGACAAAAACACACCUCUUGUGCAAAAGGUAUUCGCUGCUGAAUAUUCUCUUAUUUGCAAAAUAUUUGAGUACAAAAAGCCAUACAUAAGCUUCAUGGAUGGUGUAACAAUGGGAUUUGGUAUUGGCCUAUCUGGACAUGGUCGCUACAGAAUUAUAACAGAGAAAACUCUUCUUGCUAUGCCAGAGAAUGGAAUUGGUUUGUUUCCAGAUGUUGGAUUUGCUUACAUAGCAGCACAAACUCCAGGAGAAGGAUCAAUUGGUGCUUAUCUUGGAAUCACAGGGACCAGGAUUUCAAAUCCAGCUGAUGCACUUUAUGUUGGUCUUGGGACACAUUUUGUCCAAUCUGGAAACCUGGGCCCACUUAAGGACACUCUGUUGUCAACUACAUUUUCUGAGGAUCCACAUCAUGACAUUGAAGCAAUAUUGGGGAAGUAUAGUAGCAACCCUGAGUCAGAGUCCAAAUUGAAGUCACUUUUGCCUCAUAUAGUUUCAACAUUUGGUGCAAAUAAAUCUGUUAAAGAAAUUACAGAAGAGCUGGAAAAGUAUCAGCAGAAUACUGAUGCAUCAGUUUCACAGUGGGCAACAGAUGCUCUUGUGGGGAUUAAGAAAGGAGCUCCAUUUUCUCUUUUCCUUACACAAACGUAUUUCUCUAGAGUUGCAUCUGCAUGCAGAAACAACCAACAUGAAUUAUCCACAUUAAAUGGUGUUAUGAAAACCGAAUACCGAAUUGCUUUAAGGUCUUGUAUAAGAAGUGAUUUUGCUGAAGGGGUUAGGGCAGUAUUGGUGGAUAAGGAUCAGAAUCCCGAGUGGAAUCCAUCAAGUUUAGAGGAAGUUGAAGCAAGUGAAGUGGAAGCUCUCUUUAAACCAUUAGGCUCAGAGGCAGAUGAACUUAGUGUUUGAGUCAUGGGGAAUUUGUCUUGGAAAAAUAGCAAGGAGACAUUUAGAUUAGCAAUUAGCAUUCUAAGUUCCAAAAUAUUUCAAGUUUAGCUCUUAUUGAUCCUUCAAUGUGCAUGUUGUGUCAAACCUUUUGUUAAUGUGCAAUGGAUAUAUUUCAUGCAUAAUUUAAGUAUUUGGAUGUGACGCAAAGGAAAAUAAAUAUAUGA